CACCACCACAAUGUCUAUACCCCCACAAAAUACCAUAUCCUCGGUGGAGGAGCAACUUCUCAAGCCUCUCAGUCACUAUGGUCCUGUUACGAGCUUGAAAGUCUUUCAAAACUAUGUGCUUGCGGGAUACGGUCCUAUUUUGAAGGUGUUUGAAGUUGUAAAUAACGAGACUCAAUUGAUAUCUUCUCAGCAAUUGUUCAAGAGAAACAAAAUCCACCACAUCUGUAUCAGUCAGUCUGGGGACAAAGUGUGCAUUAGCGGUAGCAGAUCAUUCCGUGUUUUAAGCCUUGUUGAUACCUUGAAUAAUACUCCCUCUCUGGAAGAAAAGGCCAUCAACGAAUGGAUCACUUGCUGUGAAUUUUUGGACGAUAACACCUUGUUGAUUUUGAAUUCCCAUAAUACUGUCUACACCGUGGACGUCAGUUCCAAGGCUUCCCAAUUUAUACUUUCUGAUAAAGUCCAUUGCAAUGAAAAAUCGAUCUUAUACAGCGGAUCCAUUAGGUUACUAGAUGACGGGAGGGUUUUGAUCGCUGCCGGUACUGUCAUGAAUGGAGUAAUCAUUUGGGAUUACUUGACUAAGCGCAUCAUUUACAAUUUUACAGAGCAUGAAGGUUCUAUUUUCGGGGUCCAAAUUGAUAGUACCGGAAAAUUCAUGAUUUCAUGCUCCGACGACAGAUCAGUCAAGCUCUACGAUCUUCAGAACGGAAAAAUACUUGCGAAUGGUUGGGGCCAUGGUUCCAGAAUAUGGAACCUCCGGUUCUUCAAGGAUCAAAGCAACGGCUUGAGAAUCAUGAGUACUGGUGAAGACUGUACUAUUAGAUUGUGGAGAUACGAACCAGGACAUGAUUUGAUACAAGUAGAAUUGUUGGAAAAUGCUCACUUAGGGAAGCACAUUUGGUCUGGUGAUAUAGAUGACGAACACUUGAAACUCUUCGUAAGUGGAGGUGCUGACGGAAAGGUAAGAGUGCAUGAUUUGAUUGGCAGAAACAAUGUCCAGGAAUUCAGCUUAGAAACCAUCUCCGCUAAGAUUGGAAAGGAAUUCCAUACAAAGGAGAACAUUAAGCAAUAUUCAGAGUUACCACACUUGAACCUAUUGAUCAUUAUCACUUCACACGGAAGCAUAAUCCAAUACAAUCAACUGUCGAAUGAGUUCACCUUGCUCGAAUUAACACCCGAAGAGUCUGCCAAAUUCUAUGAUUUUUCAAUCAUGAAAAGCUUGUGUGAAAUUAACGUUAUCUUGAUCGCCUGCCGCAACGGUGACAUCCUACAACUUCGAUUUGAGGGAAAUGCCACUCAGCCUCAAAGAUCUUGGAUUGAGGAAAGCCAGUUAGGAAAUAGCAAAUUGACUAACUUGUUAGUAGCUUCAUCAAACUCGUCGCACUAUAGUUUAACUGAUUGUCCAAACACCAAAGUGCCUUUCAUCUUGAGAAAAUACAGUGAUUCGGGUGUUGAGACUAGCUUCUUGCAACAGCCUCAACAAACAAGCUUCACUACCACUGACAUGACCAUUGAUUCCACAAACAGCUGGUUAAUUUUGGGCUCAAGAUACGUAUCCUUGGCUAUUUAUGAUAUUUCAAAUGAAUCAGAUCAAGUCACUAUCUUCAAAAAGUUGUCACAAGGUGAUACGAUCACCUCCGUCUCCAUUGUCAGGAGUCAAAAGAAUUUACUUACGGUCUUAUUAACUGUCAGAGAUGGUGUGUAUUUGUAUGUGAACAUUUCCAAGAUUGAUGGAGAAUUCCAGUACGAGAUUAUCCACGAGAAUAAAUUAUCGAGAGGUUUUAUUGAGGGUGGCUUUGUUCAGAAUAAUCAGCUUAUCUUGUACGGAUUCAAAUCUUCAUAUUUUUACUUAUGGAAUGAAAGCAAGCAAAUCGAAAUCUAUAACGAAAUUUGCGGAGGGGCUCACAGACAGUGGGAAUUUUUCAGGCAAGAUUUUAAUUCCAAGUUUAUCUACAUUAACAAAUCAACCUUGUGCAUUAAAACCUUCAACGCCAGAUUUGUGAAGGACUUCGGGGUAAUAAAUCCCGGCACUCAUGGAAGAGAAAUCAGAAGUGUAUGUAUUUCACCUGAAGCCAAGAACGGAUCAAGAUUGAUUUUGACUGCUUCAGAAGACACUACUGUGAAAUUAGGUAAACUCCAUUCCAAUGGAUCUGUUGAAAGUUAUUGGAGUUUGAAUCAUCAUGUGUCCGGUAUGCAAACCAUCAAGUUUUUCAAUCAAACAUAUGCAGCGAGUUCUGCAGCCAAUGAAGAAUUCUUCAUUUGGAAAUUCUCUGAAUUGGAUGCAAUCCCCAUUGUUAUUGAGUACUCAAGACUCAAGCCUUCUGCUGACAUCCCUGAUUUGAGAAUAAUGGACUUCGAUGCAUUCGAAUAUGAAAAUGGUUUCAUCAUCACUACAGUUUAUUCUGAUUCUACAAUCAAGGUUUGGUACUUUGAUAUUAGUGAGAAAAGAUUUUUCUUGAUUAUAGAGGAUCGUUACACCACUUGCUGUAUCUUGAAUGUCAACUUCUUGUUCUUGAAUAAUCGGGUUUUACUUCAAAUUGGUGCUACCGAUGGUCAUCUUAGUAUUUGGGAUAUCACCAACAAGGUUGCUACUGGAGGAGAAGUCAAAUCAUUGGAUGAGAUGAUCAUUAAGCAGCAAUUACAUCAAAAUGGUAUCAAGGCAAUUUUGCCUGUCAAGCAGGCUGGUUCUUAUGAGAUUAUUACUGGGGGUGAUGACAAUGCAUUAAUUUUGUCUACAUUGGCCUUUGAUCAAGAAAAAUUAAAGCUUGAGGUCAAAAGCUUUAUUGAAAAAGCCGCAAGUUCUACCAUCACCUCCAUCUCCAGUAGUGGUGAUGCCAAAUUUUUGGUUACUUCUGUUGAUCAGAUUGUUAGAUGUUGGUCGUACAAAAAUUACGAAUUAAGUUGUGAAUCCGCUAGGUAUACCACAAUCGCAGAUACCGGAUGCAGUGACUCGGUGAUCGAUGACGGUCAAGUAAUCUUAGCUAUUGGAGGCGCAGGUUUAAGUACUUGGAAAUUAGCAUAGAGUAUAGCAUAUACUUUGUCAAUUAUAGAUACACAUUACCAA
Suhomyces tanzawaensis NRRL Y-17324 is the source of this 3061-nucleotide messenger RNA. RefSeq lists its product as uncharacterized. The record is from RefSeq and is a predicted model, not a curated record. NCBI's taxonomy places the organism in Eukaryota, Fungi, Ascomycota, Pichiomycetes, Serinales, Debaryomycetaceae. The transcript has a single exon. Gene Ontology annotation, molecular function: protein binding. Gene Ontology annotation, biological process: tRNA methylation. Bases 11 to 3019 code for a protein of 1002 amino acids. Gene Ontology annotation, cellular component: cytoplasm.